GAUCAAGAGUCAGAAAAUCAAGAAAUAAUUAAUCAAGCAAAUGGUUAAAUACAUAAUAUUAUUGAUAAAUGAUUAGAUUGAGUUAUGAUUUUGAAUUAUACAAAUGGAAAACUUUUCAAGGGUUGAAAAGAUCGGUGAAGGAACAUACGGUGUUGUUUACAAAGCUAGAGACAGAAUAACUGGUAAAGAAAUUGCAUUGAAGAAAAUUAAACUUGAAAAUGAGCCAGAAGGAGUACCAUCGACUGCUCUACGUGAAAUCUCAGUACUGCGGGAGUUAAAGCAUCCAGCAGUUGUGCGCCUUCUCGAUGUUUUACUUGCAGAUACGAAACUUUUCCUGGUGUUUGAGUUUCUUCAUAUGGACCUAAAGCGGCUUAUGGAUUUAACUAAGGGGCCUCUUAAACUUGAUCUUGUCAAGAGUUACUUAAGGCAGCUGUUAGAGGGCAUAGCGUAUUGUCAUGCACACCGAGUGUUGCAUCGAGAUCUCAAGCCACAAAACUUGCUAGUAGACACAGAGGGACACAUCAAGUUAGCCGACUUCGGCUUGGCUCGUGCAUUCGGAAUUCCCGUUCGCGCCUACACGCACGAGGUCGUCACGCUGUGGUACCGCGCGCCGGAGAUCCUCCUCGGCGCCAAGUUUUAUUCAACUGCUGUUGAUGUUUGGAGUCUAGCAUGUAUAUAUGCAGAAAUGGCCAGCGGCGCGACGCUGUUCCCGGGCGACAGCGAGAUCGACCAGCUUUUCCGCGUGUUCCGCGCGCUGGGCACGCCGGGCGACGCGCUGUGGCCGGGAGCCCGCCUGCUGCCCGACUACCGCGCCGCCUUCCCGCGCUGGCCGGCGCGCGACGCCCGCUCGCUGCUGCCGCCCGCCGCGCGCGCCGACGCGCCCGGCGCCGCGCUGUUCGAGGCCAUGCUGCGCUACGAGCCCAGCGAGCGCGUGUCGGCGCGCGCGGCGCUGCUGCACCCGCACGUGGCGGCCGCGCGCCUCGUGGCGCCGCCGCUGCCCGCUGACGCCAGCGCCGCCGCCGGCGACUGCGACGAACUUUGACGAUGUGAUUUAUGAUAUGUACGAAUCGAAUUCGCUUCAGACUUUUGACCCAAUUUUUAUUAUUGGGCUCGCAGGCGGCGGCGUGAAUUUUAACAUGUAAAAUAUCAUCUUCAUUCUGAGACUGAACAGAUAUGUAUGUUGGAGCAAUAAAAUACCGAUACGGAAUCGAUAAAGACGUGAGAUAUUCAUUUAUUGCGUCAAUAGCGCAAUGGUUUACGGGCCGCCUAGCGAUGUAAAAAGUCGCAGGAUCGAUUCUGAGCCCUUGGGCUAUUGUCGUUCCCACUCCUAACACAAGUGAUAAGCUUAAAGGUAGGGGUAAAUGGGAAUAUUAGUAUCUCCUUAAUUAAUUGGGGACAUUUCUACUAUUCUUCAAAAUAUAAUAAAAUAAAAAACACACAUAUAGUGUGUAAUAAAUAUUCAUUUUUUUCCAUCAGACACGUACUGAAUGCUCAAAAUAAAGUUAUAACGGCAUUUCAAUUUUAACAUGUAAAUAAAAAUAUUUGUCUUACGAGACUGUCUCGUGAACAAGACAUUCGUAGAUAAUGUAUGGUGAAUAUCCCGUUUCAAAUAUUUAUACUUUUCUGGAGUCUUAAUGCUAUUUUUUGUGUAACUAGAUACUGUACAAAUAAUAGCAAUUAUAAU
Molecule: messenger RNA, 1684 nt
Organism: Vanessa tameamea
Lineage: Eukaryota; Metazoa; Arthropoda; Insecta; Lepidoptera; Nymphalidae
Gene: Cdk2
Product: cyclin-dependent kinase 2
Exons: 4
Coding region: 104-1042 (312 amino acids)
Biological process (GO): G1/S transition of mitotic cell cycle; regulation of G2/M transition of mitotic cell cycle; regulation of gene expression
Cellular component (GO): cyclin-dependent protein kinase holoenzyme complex; nucleus; cytoplasm
Molecular function (GO): ATP binding; cyclin binding; cyclin-dependent protein serine/threonine kinase activity
Source: RefSeq, a predicted model, not a curated record